This is a messenger RNA of Penicillium soppii, 1041 nucleotides long. Its product is annotated as putative G-patch domain protein. The record is from RefSeq and is a predicted model, not a curated record. NCBI's taxonomy places the organism in Eukaryota, Fungi, Ascomycota, Eurotiomycetes, Eurotiales, Aspergillaceae. Bases 1 to 1041 code for a protein of 346 amino acids. Gene Ontology annotation, cellular component: kinetochore. Gene Ontology annotation, molecular function: nucleic acid binding. The transcript is spliced from 2 exons.
AUGUCUUCCGAUGAGGAUGAUUACAUGAAUAUGGUCAUCGAGGAACCAACUCAAAAAGAAACUUUUACACAAAAAAAGCGCCAUCUCAAUACACCCGGCCUCCAGCCCCUAGCUAAUCAUACUAUUUCCCAAAAGGCCGAAGCCCGAGGUCGAGUCCUUUCCAAAGCAGAACGCGCCGCCCAAGAAGCCGCCCGCCGCGAUGAAGCUCUCGCAACCAGCACCCUCAACCCAACCAACAAGGGAUUCCAAAUGAUGGCCAAGCUAGGCUUCAAACCCGGCGAAGCACUAGGCAAACGCACACCCGUCACCGACACCGACACCGACACCGAAUCCAAAAUACGCUCCGAGCCCCUCAACCUCAUCUUUAAAGAGAACCGCGGCGGAAUUGGUCUGGACACGGAGAAAAAGCGCAAAAUACGCGAGGAGGCUGAAGAGGCUUCGAAGAAGAUUAAGUACGAGGAGGGAACGUAUCGCGAUCGUGUGCGCGAGGAGCGGGAAUUAAAACGGACGGAGGCGCAAGUGCGCGCUGCGCAGAAGGUUGCUGAGCGGUUGGAUGCCGAGGAAGAGACUGAGGCCAUGGAAAAUUCGGACGAGUCUUCUAAACCUGAUGGUGCAGACGGAUCGGCGAAGCGCAAGCCGGUUAAACUCACGUCACAAGUCAAUAUUCUUUACCGUGGUCUUGUUCGCGAGCGCGAAAAGCAUGAUAAUGACCGGCAAGCGCGCCACGCUAUGCAAUCCUCGUUGCCGUCGUCUUUCUUCCCGAAAGCGAAUUUACCGGAAUACGAUGACCCAACUCUGGAACGGGAUGAUAAGAAGGCUCUAGGACAACUUGAUCAGCACACAUCGGCGCUGGAGAUCGAGCUCGAAGAAGAAGAUGAAGAGCUUGAUGCAUUCAAUGCGCUUGAUCCAUCUGAGCGGCUGCACAAGCUGGUUUUGUAUUUACGCGAGAAACAUCGGUACUGUUUCUGGUGUAAGUACGCUUAUGAGUCGGCGGAGGAGUUGGAGGGAUGUCCCGGUCUUACGGAGGAAGAUCACGAUUGA